Messenger RNA from Enhydra lutris kenyoni (northern sea otter), 4266 nucleotides. RefSeq names its product SEC23 interacting protein (gene SEC23IP). The coding region runs from base 66 to 3083 and encodes 1005 amino acids. The transcript is spliced from 19 exons. Gene Ontology annotation, biological process: endoplasmic reticulum to Golgi vesicle-mediated transport. The record is from RefSeq and is a predicted model, not a curated record. Lineage: Eukaryota; Metazoa; Chordata; Mammalia; Carnivora; Mustelidae. Gene Ontology annotation, cellular component: COPII-coated ER to Golgi transport vesicle. Gene Ontology annotation, molecular function: protein binding; metal ion binding.
CGGUUUCCGGCCGGUGGUAGUGCACCGGCUUCCCGGAGACGUGUAACGGACGGUGGGAGGCAGCCAUGGCCGAGAGGAAACCUAACGGUGGCGGCGGUCCCGCCAGCACCUCCUCAUCGGGCACUAACUUACUUUUUUCCUCCUCGGCCACGGAAUUCAGCUUCAACGUGCCCUUCAUCCCAGUCACCCAAGCCGCCGCUGCCUCGGCCUCCUUGCUCCUGCCCGGAGAGGAUUCCACGGAUGUCGGUGAGGAGGACAGCUUCCUCGGUCAGACUUCGGCUCACACGUCUACCCCACAGACAUUUAGUUAUUUCUCUCAGGUAUCAAGCAGUAGUGAUCCUUUUGGGAAUAUUGGACAGUCACCGUUAACGACUGUGGCAACGUCAGCUGGGCCCUCCGCAUUCUCCAAGUCCCCUGCUGCUCUCCCUUUUACAACUGGACCCCAAGAUGGGUUGAAUGCGUGUUCACCGCCCAUUUCGAAGGCUCAGUAUGGUGCUCCACCUUCACAGAUGGGAAUGAAUGCUUACCUGCCUUCUCAGCCGGGUAGUCUCCCUCCUUCCAAUUUUGGGAGCCCACCGCAAGGAGCACCCCAACAAGGACACAAUCCGUAUCGUCAUACCCCUGUGAGCAGCAGGGCCAAUCCUUACAUUGCACCACCGCAGCUGCAGCAGUGCCAGACACCAGCCCAUCCUGUCCAUCCUCCAGCCCCGGGGCCCCCUGUGCAGAUGUACCAGAUGCCUGGAGGAUCUUUGCCACCGAUUCCUCAUUCAGUGCCAUCAGGGUUGACCCCUCCAACACAACAGCAGGCCCUGCCUAGACCAGCAGGUCCCUCUGUGCAAGCGCCAUCUCCUUUUCUACUUCAAAACCAGUACGAACCUGUUCAGCCCCACUGGUUUUACUGCAAGGAGGUAGAAUACAAACAACUAUGGAUGCCUUUCAGUAUGUUUGACUCUUCGAACCUUGAAGAAAUCUAUAACUCAGUCCAGCCAGACCCCGAGAGCGUGGUUCUAGGCACGGAUGGAGGGCGCUAUGAUGUGUAUCUCUAUGACCGAGUGAGGAAGGCUGUGUACUGGGAGGAGGAGCCCACUGAAGUGAGACGCUGUACUUGGUUCUACAAAGGGGACACGGACAGCAGAUUUAUUCCCUAUACAGAGGAGUUCAGUGAAAAACUAGAGGCUGAAUAUAAAAAAGCAGUAACCACAAAUCAGUGGCACCGUAGAUUAGAGUUCCCAAGUGGAGAGACAAUCGUUAUGCACAAUCCAAAGGUUAUUGUUCAGUUCCAGCCUUCAUCAGUGCCAGAUGAAUGGGGAACCACACAAGAUGGACAGACGAGGCCCAGGGUUGUGAAGCGUGGAAUUGAUGAUAACCUUGAUGAGAUUCCUGACGGGGAAAUGCCUCGGGUUGAUCAUUUGGUGUUCAUGGUGCAUGGCAUUGGACCUGUGUGUGACUUGCGCUUUAGAAGCAUUAUUGAAUGUGUGGAUGAUUUUAGGGUGGUUUCUCUGAAAUUGCUGCAGACACAUUACAAGAAAUCUUUAGACGAUCGGAAAGUAAGCAGAGUGGAAUUCCUUCCUGUUCAUUGGCAUAGUUCCUUGGGUGGGGAUGCCACAGGUGUUGACAGGAACAUUAAGAAAAUUACUUUACCAAGUAUUGGUCGGUUUCGUCAUUUUACCAAUGAAACCUUGCUAGAUAUUUUAUUUUACAAUAGCCCCACCUACUGUCAGACAAUCGUGGAAAAAGUGGGAAUGGAGAUAAACCGUCUGCAUGCACUUUUUAUGAGUCGGAAUCCAGACUUCAAAGGAGGAGUCUCUGUUGCUGGUCAUAGUUUAGGUUCUUUAAUAUUGUUUGACAUCCUGUCUAAUCAAAAAGAUUUGAAUUUGUCAAAGUCUCCUGGGCCUUUUGCUGUAGCUAAUGGAGUUGUGAAGCCGCCACAUUUUCAGGAAAAGCAGAUGCCUGAAGAGCCAAAGUUGACUUUGGAUGAGUCUUGUGACCUUGACGUUGAAAAUGAAGAAGUCCUAAGUUUGCAAGAGACUCUGGAAGCACUUAGCCUCUCUGAAUAUGUUAGCACUUUUGAAAAGGAAAAGAUUGAUAUGGAAUCUCUGCUUAUGUGUACAGUUGAUGACCUGAAGGAAAUGGGCAUACCCCUUGGACCCAGAAAGAAGAUCGCUAACUUUGUAAAACAGAAAGCAGCUAAACUGGAACAGAAAAAAGCAGCAGCAGAGAAGAAGGCAGUGAUGGCCGCUUCGACAAAGGGACAAGAGGAAAAUGCUCAGAGAGCUAAAGAAAUGACUUCCCUCCCCUCAGACUCUAACGAGUCCAAGCGGAAACUUCCAGUUGGUGCUUAUGUGUCUUCUGUGCAUGUUGAUUAUGAGUCUUUCGAAGUUGGCACUGGACAGGUUUCUGUUGUUUACAACGCAUUAGACUUUGAGCCAGAGAUUUUCUUUGCCUUGGGAUCUCCAGUUGGUAUGUUUCUCACUAUUCGAGGAGUGGAUAGAAUAGAUGAGAACUACAGACUUCCUACGUGUAAAGGAUUCUUCAAUAUUUAUCAUCCACUUGAUCCAGUGGCUUACAGAUUAGAGCCUAUGAUUGUUCCAGAUUUGGACCUGAAAGCGGUUCUCAUCCCACAUCACAAAGGCAGAAAAAGACUUCAUUUAGAGCUGAAAGACAGUCUCUCUCGUAUGGGAUCUGAUUUGAAACAGGGCUUUAUUAGCUCCCUGAAAAGUGCUUGGCAGACGUUAAACGAGUUUGCCCGCGCUCACACCUCUUCAACUCAGCUGCAAGAAGAACUGGAGAAAGUGGCCAAUCAGAUCAAAGAAGAAGAAGAAAAACAAGUAGUUGAAGCAGAAAAGAUUGUUGAAAGUCCAGAUUUUUCCAAGGAUGAGGACUACUUAGGAAAGGUUGGAAUGCUAAACGGAGGUCGCCGAAUUGACUACGUACUUCAAGAAAAGCCAAUAGAGAGUUUUAAUGAAUAUCUUUUCGCUCUUCAGAGUCAUUUAUGCUAUUGGGAAUCUGAAGAUACUGCUCUGUUGUUACUUAAAGAAAUUUAUCGAACAAUGAACAUCAGUCCAGAACAGCCCCAGCAUUGAUUGGACUUCAGUGUCACUCUACUUUCUUGUCUUUCCAGAAAGUUGGAGUAGAAAUUACAUUGCUGAGAAAACUCUCAGAGGACAUUCCCAGUUUGCUCCUGUGAUGGAUGACAAAAAAGUGGUUCAUCAACAUUUGCUCAGAAAGAAUUCUCACAAGUAGGAAGUCAUUUAAAAGAUAACACGCAGAACAAAAAGACAAUGAAGAAAAUCAGUACCAUGUUUGGACAGUAUGGAUAAGAAAAUGUAAUUUUAAAAAUGAUGCAAUUAAAAAUUCCUCAGAUCAGGUUAGUUGUGCAGCUGUCAAAGUAAUGCUUGAUAUCGAUGAAGAAAUAUUUGUGGCAUGCAGACGGUUAUUUCUGUUUCUUAAAAACUUACUGUCAGUGGGUUAUUAAACUUGCAUUUUUUAAAAUUAAUGUAGUAUGUUCUUUUAUUCAAGUAUGGACUUCUUGAGAAACUGUAGUUAUAUGAUUUUCCAAAAAUUUGCGUUCUACUUUUCUACUUUAAAUGUGAGUUGUAGUUCUGAGCUGCUUUACUGCGGGGUCAUUUGUGUCUAAGAGGAAGUAACCAAGAUCGCUUAUAUUCCAAGUUGAAUCUGAGGUUUUAUGAAGCCUUUCAAGCACUGGCUGAGCACAGAGUGGUGGACAUGAGAUGCUCCUGUGGCCCCGAAGUCCUGGGAAGUGCUCUCCCGGCACUUCCAUGUCAGCCAGCGGCGGCACGGGGACGGGGGUGCAGACGGGAGGUUUUCCAUUUUGUCAUCUGAGGUAGCUGUGCAGUUGCCUCGUUGCUAAACUUUCAAUUAAUGUGAACCAAAGUAGAGUUUCUUGGGGUUUUUUUUUGUUGUUGUUGUUGUUUUUUUUUGCUUUGUAUUAAUUUCACUUAUACCAAAGUGUUUCAGAGUAUCAGAGUAUGAAAUGUAUUGCUUCUAGACUAUAACAUCUACUUCCUGAAAAGACUGUUCUGUAAUAUUUCACUUUGUUUACUUAUAACUUCAAAUUAUCUUAAAUAUUUUCCUAAUACUACAUGGGAAUGCUGAUUUUUCUUCCUUUGUUAUGCAGUAGAAACAUUUUACACUGUUUAUUACAUAGUUCUCAUGGAACAUAGAAUUUUUUGAAAGCAACAUAUGAUACACAUUUUUUUGUGUAUAUGUCCUAAUUAGUGUGAAUAAAAUAGUUACUGCAUUUUU